AUGCCGAAGCCGAGAACAAAACGAGGUGGCGACCGCGAGAAGCGCAAGAGAUACGAGGAUGCGGAAGGGAAUUUCGACGUAGGAGCGAAGCGUCCGCGCCGAGAUGACGAGUACAACGGCAACGAGUACAACAAUGACAACGAAUACAACAACGGCAAUGAGUACGAAAAUGGCGAUCAGGAAUUCUCACAUCACCAGGGCGGUCCUGGCGAAAGGGAAUUCUUUGGCAUGCUUGCCGACGAUGAGCAAGAAUACUUUCGCCGCGCCGACGAGAUGCUUGAGCUGAACCAAUUCCCAACCCCCGAGGAACGAGACACCUUUCUGCAGAGCGUCUUUCGCGAAGCAAAAGGCAAAGAGUGCAAGAUCGCCAGCAGCCAGUCUUGCUCUCGCCUAAUGGAGCGUCUGAUACAGCUCGCUGAUACGGCUCAGAAGAAGCAAUUGUUCGAGGCAUUCGGCGGCCACUUCUUGUCGCUUGUGCAGCAUCGCUUUGCCAGUCACUGCUGCGAGGCGCUCUUCCUUCGCUCUGCCGGUGUUGUCACGCAGGAGCUGGCUGGAUUCGAAGAGUUUGUAAUGGACACCAAGGGAGCAGAUGUCGACGAACAGCAACCGGCAGCAUCCAUGGAGCGCCUGUUUUUGGCUACGCUGGACGAGCUGGAGGGAAGCUUGGGCUACCUCAUCACCGACCGAUUCGCUUCACAUACGCUGCGGGUGCUGCUGCUGGUGCUGUCCGGAAUGCCCUUGGAAGAACAGUCAUCGCGUACUCUCUUGAAGAGCAAGAGAAAGGAGAAGAUUACCGUUAGUGGAUCAUCGGCGGCGGAUGCGCAGAAUCAUGGCAAACGAGCUGUACCAGCAUCUUUUACCAUGGCGGCCAACAAGAUCAUGCAAGACGCUGUCUCUGGAAUGGAUGCCACAGGAAUCCAAGUUUUGGCCAAACACCCCAUUGGCAACCCAAUUCUCCAGCUCAUCUUGGAACUCGACUUGACGCUCAACAAGGGUGAGGCCAAGGGCGAGAAGGACAAGGCGGAAGAGCCUUCUGCGCCUUCUCUUCUCCAGCAGCUUCUUCCUGGAGCUCCCAAGUCACUGUCUGACGGUUCUUCUGCCGCUACUGAAUUUAUCAAUGGCAUGAUUUACGACCAGAUUGGUUCGCGACUCAUCGAAACACUCAUCACUCACGCGCCAGGAAAGAUUUUCAAAGCUCUCAACCAAAACAUAUUCCUACCCAGGAUACAAGGCUAUGUACGAAACGACAUCUCUUGCUAUCCUGCUAUCCGAGUGCUCAAGCGGCUAGGCAAAGAUGAUCUUGCCAAGGCUGUCGACCAAAUUGCACCGACAGUGCCUCAACUAGUCUCCAAAUCCAGAUACAAUGUCAUUGCAGCCCUCUUUGAGCGAUGCGCUGCCAGAAACAUCAAUGACGAAAUUAGAAAGCUAAUGAAGGGACUCAAAGAAGGAUGCGGUAAGCAGCCUGCGGACCUAGUAACGACUCUUUGCUCUCUUUCAACCAGUGAAGAGGAAGACAAGAAAAAGAAGAAGGAUGUGCAGCAGCUUAGCAAGAAUGAAUAUGCCAUCCAGUCUCACGGAGCCAACCUACUUACGACCCUGCUAUCAAUCUCUGGCCCCUCCAAGGGCGUUCAAGAGUCUGUUCUUGCUCUACCAUCCGACCUUGUCGUUCGCCUCGCCACUACUUCCCUACCUACCGUUACCGUUCUCACCACUGCAAUCGCAACACCCUCUACCAAUUCAAUCUUCCAAAAAGGCCUCGUUAACACGCUGCUACCGCACAUCCCAGAGCUAGCCACAAACCAGUACGGCCACAAUCUCAUCAACGCCAUAGCCGAGAUUCCUAGCAAGGGCAAGGACUGGAGCGUACCUCAUCAUAUUAAAGACAAGAUCAUGACCUCCCUAGGCGCGCAUGAAUCUACGCUGAGAGAGUCAUGGAUGGGCAGAAGCGUUUGGCGAACAUGGAAGGGAGACAUGUGGAAGACACGACGCUUUGACUGGAAGAAUUGGAUGAAGGAGCUUGAUGAGAUCAAGGCUCCGCAAGCUGCUGCCCCUAAGAACAAGGGAGAGCCAAAGGCCGAUGGGGGAAGAAAGGCAGCUAAGAGUGCUGAGGUGGCUGAAGAGGAACAGGACAAGAUGGAGGAAGAUGGAGAGACAAAGGAUGUAGAGGGCGAUGAGAAGAAUGAAGAAGAAGAAGAUACGGAGAAAAAGGCAAGGAAAGAGAAGAAGGAGAAGAAGGAGAAGAAAGAAAAGAAAGAAAAGAAGGAGAAAACAGAAAAGAAGGAGAAAAGGGAGAAAGGAGCUGAUGAAGUAGGAGAGGAGAAGGAAAAGAAGAAGAAGAAGAAGAAGUCCAAGAGUGAAGAUGUGGAGAUGGCCGAUGCCGAGUAA
Trichoderma gamsii is the source of this 2385-nucleotide messenger RNA. RefSeq lists its product as hypothetical. Gene Ontology annotation, biological process: endonucleolytic cleavage in ITS1 to separate SSU-rRNA from 5.8S rRNA and LSU-rRNA from tricistronic rRNA transcript (SSU-rRNA, 5.8S rRNA, LSU-rRNA); endonucleolytic cleavage to generate mature 5'-end of SSU-rRNA from (SSU-rRNA, 5.8S rRNA, LSU-rRNA); endonucleolytic cleavage in 5'-ETS of tricistronic rRNA transcript (SSU-rRNA, 5.8S rRNA, LSU-rRNA). Gene Ontology annotation, cellular component: preribosome, small subunit precursor; 90S preribosome; nucleolus. The transcript has a single exon. Gene Ontology annotation, molecular function: RNA binding. Bases 1 to 2385 code for a protein of 794 amino acids. The record is from RefSeq and is a predicted model, not a curated record. NCBI's taxonomy places the organism in Eukaryota, Fungi, Ascomycota, Sordariomycetes, Hypocreales, Hypocreaceae.